Messenger RNA from Ruditapes philippinarum (Manila clam), 5522 nucleotides. Its product is annotated as GTP-binding protein Rheb-like. Gene Ontology annotation, biological process: small GTPase-mediated signal transduction. Gene Ontology annotation, cellular component: plasma membrane. The coding region runs from base 126 to 677 and encodes 183 amino acids. The transcript is spliced from 7 exons. NCBI's taxonomy places the organism in Eukaryota, Metazoa, Mollusca, Bivalvia, Venerida, Veneridae. Gene Ontology annotation, molecular function: GTPase activity; GTP binding; GDP binding. The record is from RefSeq and is a predicted model, not a curated record.
CUGUUUCAUAUUAUGCGCCGUGUAACCGGAAAAAGAAUUUGUAAACACGCUAAAAUAAAUAAGAAUUUUAUUUUCUUUUUCAUUCUUAUUCACCAUGACCUAAAAAAAAGUCUCCUGAAGUAACUAUGCCAGCAAAACAAAGGAAAAUAGCUCUUAUGGGCUUCAGAUCUGUUGGUAAAUCAAGUCUCACUAUACAGUUUGUAGAAAAUCAAUUUGUUGAUUCCUAUGAUCCAACUAUUGAGAACACUUUUCAGAAAACAGUUAUGAUAAGUGGCCAAGAAUAUGCCUUACAACUAGUAGAUACAGCUGGUCAGGACGAGUAUUCUAUACUACCUCAGUCAUAUUUCAUGAAUAUAGAUGGGUACAUUCUAGUUUACUCUGUCAACUCUCAGAAGAGUUUUGAAGUGAUACAGUUUGUGUAUGACAAGUUAUUAGAUAUGAAGGGAAAUAUUGGAAGUAUACCUGUAGUGCUGGUAGGGAAUAAAUGUGAUCUGGCUAUGGAAAGGGAAGUUUCACAAGAGGCAGGAAGAAGAUGUGCUGAGAAAUGGAAAAUUCCUUUUCUGGAGGCUUCAGCAAAGGAAAAUCAGAGCGCCAAAAAAGUUUUUGAACAGAUAGUGACUACAAUAGAGAAAGCUUCUGGCAAUGUGCCAGACCAGAAAGGAUGUAUAUUGUCAUAGAAACGUUAAACAAAGUUGACAGUGGAGUAUAUCAAUACAGAUUCUGUAAUAUAAUGAUGAUUUUGAAUAUAAUUUUGUUAUGUUAAGCACAAUGUUCGUUUAUCAUUUAUGUGAACUUGUAUAACUUUAUUGCUGUGAAUGUUAGCAUUAUAAUUGCCCAGGUAGAUUAUCAUCAUUAUAUCAUUAAUUAAGUUUAAACAUAUUUUAUUCCUUUCAAUUUUUACAAUAUGUACAAUGCAAAUAUAUAGAAUGAAAAAUAUAUAAAUACAUUUUGAAAGAAGAAGGGUUGGACCACAAGUUCAAAUAACAGUAGUAAAUCGGUGUGUCCCUAACUAAUUAAUAAACUGAUCUCCUAAAUGAUGUUAGGGAGUAGAUAUUUUAACAGUUAUGCGGUUAUAUCUAGUAAUAGGUAUAUUUAAGUACAUAUUAAUUAAAUAAUUUUUGCUGUUAUCACAUAAGUAAAUAUGUAAUCAUGAUUUUUUGUGUCGCCUCUACGGAGUAGUGGCGACAUAUAGGGAUCACUUCUCCGUCGUCUGUCCGUCUGUCUGUCUGUCCAUCCGUCCGUCACAAAACUUGUCCGGACUACCCCUCAUAAACUACUGGUGCAAUUUCAUCCAAACUUUACAGGAAUGAUCAGUACCAAGUCUUGUUGUGCAUAUUGUCAGCAUUUUCCGGUUCAAUGAUUUUUGUCAGAGUUAUGGCCCUUUAAUAAUUUUUAAUUUUAAAGUUUGUCCGGACUACUUCUCUCAUACCACUAAUGCAAUUUCAAUGAAACUUUACAGGAUUGAUCUGUAGCUCAAGUCCUUGCGCAUAUUGCACGGGUUUUCCGGUUGAAUGAUUUUUGGCCGAGUUAUGGCCCUUUGAUAAAAAGGUGUUUUUUCUGUGUGUUGCCAGAUACACAAAAGCUUGUCCGGACUACUCCUCAUAAACUACUGGUGCAAUUUCAUCCAAACUUUACAGGAAUGAUCAGUACCAAGUUUAGUUGCGCAUAUUGUCAGCUUUUUCCGGUUCAAUGAUUUUUGUCAGAGUUAUGGCCCUUUAAUAAUUUUUAUUUUUAAAGUUUGUUCGGACUACUUCUCUUAUACCACUAAUGCAAUUUCAAUGAAACUUUACAGGAUUGAUCUGUAGCUCAAGUCCUUACGCAUAUUGCACGGGUUUUCCGGUUGAAUGAUUUUUGGCCGAGUUAUGGCCCUUUGAUAAAAAGGUGUUUUUUUCUGUGUGUUGCCAGAUACACAAAAGCUUGUCCGGACUACUCCUAAUUAACUACUGGUGCAAUUUUAUCCAAACAUUACAUGAAUGAUCAGUACCAAGUCUAGUUGUGCACUGUCUGUCUGUCUGUCCGUCUGUCACAAAAUUUGACCCAACAUGAAAUUGGCCAGCAUGAGGCGACACAUGUGAUUACUGAUCGCUCUUGUCUCAUUAUUGUUAUUAAGCAAGAUUGUAAUAGUUACAUAUUAAACAGAAAGAUUUAAUAUAUUAACUAAAGAAAAGGUAAGUGUUUAUUAGUAAGCAUUUACAAAAUUAAAUUGGUCAGGUAUGGCACAGUCUUUCGACCAAUUUAUUGUAGUAAAUGCUUACAAAUAAAUACUAACCAUGACUUGUAAGUAUUUGAAAUUAUUUUUGUAAAACUGUUGAUUUACUAGACUGAUUAAAAAUUAGUUGAUUUACCAAAGUAAAUGUGUUAUGAUUCAUGGUAAAUUCUACAAUUCUAUUGGACAGUAAAUAAUUUCAAAAACAAAGUCUUUAUUUGCCUGAGCAAUUAUCUGUAAAGUUGGUUAAAUCUAAGACAGUAUGUAGAUAUUGUUGCUCAUAUUUUGGGAUAUUUGAGCCGUGUCACAACAAAACCAACAUAAUGGGUUUGCGACCAGCAUGGAUCCAGACCAGCCUGCGCAUCGGCGCAGUCUGAUCAGGAUCCAUGCUGUUCGCUUACCAACUCUAUAACAAGUAGAGAAACUGAUAGCGAACAGCAUGGAUCCUGAUCAGACUGCGCGGAUGCGCAGGCUGGUCUGGAUCCAUGCUGGUCGCAAACCCAUUAUGUUGGUUUUGUCAUGACGCGGCUCAUUUUUUCUUUCUCGUUUUUCAUUUUCAACAAUGUGAUAGUCUGUUUUAAAGCACAGGUCAUGGAUCAUAUUGUCAAAACUUAGGUAAAUCAUUCUUUUAUGUUUUCAUGCAAUUUCUGAUAUCACUUAUAAGAAGGCAUUGUAUUUUCAUUGAUGAUUGAAUGAAAUGUUAAGAUUUUCCAAAGUUGAUAAUAUAAGCAUUGCAAAAAAUUGUACACUGUAAAAUGUAUCAAUGUCUGGUACUUAAUCCCUAGUUUUUUCUGUCAUUGUUUUUCACUAUAGGUCCAUCAUAUACAUAGUUUGUGUAUUUUCGUGUUCCAGUUUUGUCUUAUUGUAUAUUGUUAUUAUUGUGAAUGAAAGGUAUAUUUAUUUAUGAGGUUCCUAGUCUAUAAAGGUAGAUUAUAGACCUGUACACAGAUGUGGGAGUUUCGAACUGUUGACUUAACAGUUUCAGUGAAUAGAGACAUGUCUAAAAUCUCAAAACUUGGGAACAAGUUUAGCAAGAACUAAAUUAGGUUUGAUUCAAGGAUUGAUUGUAUGUUAUACCUGUUGCUAUACUUAUGAAAAUACAGGUUAUAUAUGAUGUACUGUUUGUAGAUAAUUUCUGUCUUAGAUACACUGUUUAUGAUACAUAAGUUUUAAGCAUUUUAGCCAAAUCUAUACUUGUUAAUUUCAUAUGUUUAGAAUAGUGUAUUAUAAUACUGCAUGUUUGUAAUGUCGCUUUUCAUUGGGUAAUCAUGAAGUUUAUAUAAACUAUAUACAUAGCUGCAAUCAAUUUAUGAAGAAUUUUCUUCUUUUUGUUUCUCUCUAAUAAAGGAAAUUUGCUGUAUUAGAAGUUUGUUAAUAAAAUUGAGCUGCGUCAUGACAAAACUAAUCAGGACCCAUGCUGUUCGCUUACAAACCCUAUUACAAGUAGAGAAACUGAUAGCGAACAGCAUGGAUCCUGAUCAGACUGCGCGGAGGCGCAGGCUGGUCUGGAUCCAUGCUGGUCGCAAACCCACUACGUUGGUUUUGUCGUGACACGGCUCAAAUGUUCUUGACAGGUUAUACAUGUAUGGGUGUUAAAAUAAAUGGUUGUGUGUUAUAUAGCUCUUACCCAGCAGCUUGGGUAAUAUAUGCAAACAACAUUUUAUAUAGGGUCAUAUAACCUGUCAGAAAUCUUAUAACUAAUUAUAAUUAUACAAGUGCUUAUUAAACAUAUCUUAGUAAGUCAGUAUAAACUGUUUAUACAUAGUUUUAAUUAUUAUAAUUGAAUAUAAAUGUUGAGAACUGUAGCAGUGACUAGAAAUGACUGUUUUAGGUCACAACUGUCUGCCAUGGUGCUAAAACAAUAUAACUUUGACUUGACAAACUCGCAUCUUAUACUCAGAAAAUCCGCUGAAAUACACUUGUUUAAAUUGUAAUGGAAAGGAAAAUAUAAGAAAAUCUGUACAUGACAUAAGUUAAUUUUAAAAAUCAACAUAAGAAUCUGUUCAAAAUGUAAUGAUUGACUUACCUUAUAGAAUAGUUUUACUGUCUAUUGCUUGAUGUAUCUGUAUCUGAUAUAGUUGCUUGAAGAGAGAUAAAUAAUUGAGCCGCGUCACGACAAAACCAACAUAAUGGGUUUGCGACCAGCAUGGAUCAAGACCAGCCUGCGCAUCCGCGCAGUUUGAUCAGGAUCCAUGCUGUUAGCUAUCAGUUUCUCUACUUGUGAUAGGGUUUGAAAGCCAACAGCAAGGAUCCUGACCAGACAGCGUGGAUGCGCAGGCUAGUCUGGAUCCAUGCUGGUCGCAAACCCAUUACGUUAGUUUUGUCGUGACGCGGCUCAUAUAUUAGAUAGAGAUAGUUGAUAUUUAAGAUAUACAAGCUGGUAUUAUAUUUGACUUUUCUAUGUUUUCUUUCAAUAUGUUAUAAGUUUCUUUUAUCUUGCAUAAAUCCUAAAUUUGAGAAGUACCAGAAAAGGACUUCUUGCUUUUGAUGUUUUUGCAAGUUUUGCAGUUGACAAUUGAUCAGACGAUGGGUGUUUUACUUAUUUUAUUUCUGGCUUACAAAAUAAAAUAAAAAUCAAUUGUACUUAAUUAUGUUCAAUUUCAAAUAUUGUAAAAAUGCAUCACAUAUUCAUUUGUUGUUAUGAUUUUAGUUUUGAAUAAAAGCCUAACUCAUGUUGUAAUAUUAUUGUGAAUUUAUAGACUAAUAAGUCACUAUAGAUGUUCUAUGAUUUUAAUAUACUUCUAUCAGGUGUAUCCAGGUGUACACGGUAAAUGUCAAUCAUUUAUAAUUAACAUCAGAAGAUUUCAGCCAUAGAUCUUUGUAUAUCACUGUAAACUAGUGGUGAACUUCAAUCUGUCAUACCAACAUCAUAAAUGAUCUGAUAUAUAAUACAAUUAGUUAGAAGAAAACAAUUGUUGAUGUAGGUUUAAAGAGACAUUAUGCACAUACAAGUGUAAAUGGUCAGUGAAUGGGUAAAAUGUAGGUUUAAGAUGUUGAUGGUGUUUGUACAACUUCUACACUUACUGAUACAUCAGCAAGUAUAACACCGUAUAUUAUAUACAAUGAUCAAGUUUCGUAGCACUGCUAGUAAUACAUGCAAUACCUGGUCACUUUAUGUCUUAUCAUUAAUUGUAUGAUCUGUCUUAUGUAUGUGUGCUGUAUAUUUUAUCUUUGUUCAUCAAAUGCUAUGACAUGCUGUUAAAUUCUUUGACACUUAAAAAAAAUAAAAUCUGGUCUUCUUGUACAAUAAAUACAAUAAAUUGAUUGUUACAUGAAAUAUGCAUACAUAUAUCAAUUAAAGUGUGUGGUGUGAGAA